Molecule: messenger RNA, 1564 nt
Organism: Diospyros lotus (date-plum)
Lineage: Eukaryota; Viridiplantae; Streptophyta; Magnoliopsida; Ericales; Ebenaceae
Product: probable prolyl 4-hydroxylase 9
Exons: 9
Coding region: 404-1264 (286 amino acids)
Biological process (GO): peptidyl-proline hydroxylation to 4-hydroxy-L-proline
Cellular component (GO): endoplasmic reticulum
Molecular function (GO): L-ascorbic acid binding; iron ion binding; procollagen-proline 4-dioxygenase activity
Source: RefSeq, a predicted model, not a curated record
CCGUUUGAGGUGGCAUUUUCAGAUUUUCCUUCUCAUGAGGGGUUAUGAUUUGAUGCCCGAACCCGAAGCUGAACUGUGUAAUCAAGAAAAAGUUCUGCAAGAAUGGAGUAUUUGAUUUCCAUUGCCAGUCUGCCAUUUGAUUGUGCUUUACAUAAAGUAUGUGAAACGACAAAACUUGGAGUUACAGUAAUGACGCAUUCAAAAUGGCGACAACAACAGUACGAAGCAGAGGCCAGAGGGGUUCCGCUGGCAUCUUUAUCUGUUUUCAACGUCAAGCACAAAAAACUCCCGCCAUUACCGCGUUUUGUCGAGUCUUGAACCGGCAAAUGUAGACCAGAGAUGGACUGAUGGACGAGCAAAUCACAGAAGAGCUAGAGAGAGGAAGAACAGUCCGAAUAGAACAAUGAAAUCCAGAGGGAAGCGUGUCUGGGGCCUCAAGUCCAAGCUAGGGUUUCCGGCCGUCCUCCUCCUCUGCUCCCUCUUCUUCCUCGCCGGGUUCUUUGUAUCCCCUCUCUUCUUUCAGGAUGUGCCGAUUGUUCGAUCGGGCCCGAGAUUGCUUGAAUCAGUGGAGAACGAGGAUUCGUUACCGCAUGGAGAAACUGGGGAGUCUGGGGUUGCUGCUAUUCCCUUCCAGGUGUUAAGCUGGAAACCACGAGCACUCUUUUUUCCCAAUUUUGCAACAGUAGAGCAGUGCCAAAGCAUAAUAGAAAUGGCAAAGUCAAGGCUUAAACCAUCAACGCUGGCUUUGCGGAAGGGAGAGACUGACGAGAGCACAAAGGGAAUAAGAACAAGUUCUGGCACAUUUAUUAGUGCAUCAGAGGACAGGACUGGAAUUUUGGAAGUUGUUGAGCAGAAACUUGCAAGAGCGACAAUGUUCCCUCGUAGAUAUGGGGAAGCAUUCAAUAUUUUACGCUAUGAGAUUGGACAGAGAUAUGUUUCUCAUUUUGAUGCAUUUGACCCAGUUGAGUAUGGCCCACAACAGAGCCAAAGGGUUGCUUCCUUCUUGUUGUAUUUAUCUGAUGUGGAAGAAGGUGGAGAGACCAUGUUCCCUUUUGAGAAUGGCUCGAACACGGGAAAGGAAUAUGACUAUGAAAAGUGCACUGGUUUGAAAGUGAAACCACAACGAGGAGCCGGGCUUCUGUUUUAUUCAUUGUUUCCAAAUGGUACAAUUGACAAGGCGUCUCUGCAUGGAAGCUGUCCAGUUAUUAAAGGGGAGAAAUGGGUGGCCACAAAAUGGAUUAGAGAUCAGGAGCAAGAUGACUAAUUUCUCCAUCCUUUCCACAUAGAUAAGAGGAACAAGAACAAGAACAAGCUCUGGUCCAAAUGGCGUGUCUUUUGGUCCUUAGUUCUUGCUUGUUUGCAACUUAAGAGGCUCGAGAUUCAGAGUUUUAAUCCCAUAAUUAAGUCUGUCAUUAUUUAUAGAAACUCUUUUGAAGAGAGUUCAAAUGGGACCUUGCAGAUGCCAUGGUUUCCUAAAUUAAAGAGUGAUUCCAUUGGGAAAUUCAUGUGACUUGUAAAUUACAGGAUUUUAUGCAUUUAAUUUGCAUUUUUAAGUUUUGUGCCA